Molecule: messenger RNA, 486 nt
Organism: Saitoella complicata NRRL Y-17804
Lineage: Eukaryota; Fungi; Ascomycota; Saitoellomycetes; Saitoellales; Saitoellaceae
Exons: 2
Coding region: 1-486 (161 amino acids)
Source: RefSeq, a predicted model, not a curated record
AUGGAUCCGUCCCUCUCCUACCAUCAAGCAUCAAUCCUCUCAACACCUCCUCCCCACCCCUCACCAGGCCAACGUCCCCCUCCCUCCCUCAUCCUCCUCAAAGACACACAAACCCAGUCCACCCGCCCACCCCGCCGCAUCCAAUACAUCUUCUCCGACGACCCAGUCCCCUCCCUCCCACCGUCCUCAAAAGCUGUCAUGAUAGACAUGGACCACGAAAACAAAGUCGUAAAUGCGAUGAGUAUGAGCGAGGACUGGCAAGUCGUCGGAACCGAAGUUGCUAAAUCCCCAAACUGGUUCGGAGAGCAACAGGAAGACGGGGGUGUCAUGGUCACUAUCCAAGGAACGGGCGUAGAAGGCGGUAUUAGGAAAGGUGAUGAUAUAUUUGAGAUGGCAAGGAAAUUUACCGAGAGAAAUGCAACACUACGAUCUAUGAUCGACUUAUCGCCUGGAAAGGCAAAAAACGUGGAAGGCAAAGUUCUAUGA